Molecule: messenger RNA, 3722 nt
Organism: Pristis pectinata (smalltooth sawfish)
Lineage: Eukaryota; Metazoa; Chordata; Chondrichthyes; Rhinopristiformes; Pristidae
Gene: hao1
Product: hydroxyacid oxidase (glycolate oxidase) 1
Exons: 9
Coding region: 3-1163 (386 amino acids)
Molecular function (GO): oxidoreductase activity; FMN binding
Source: RefSeq, a predicted model, not a curated record
UCAUGUCCAGCAAUCCAGUGUGCAUUCAUGAUUUUGAAAAACAUGCAAAAGACAUUCUACCCAAAGCAGUCUAUGAUUAUUACUCUUCAGGAGCAGAUGAACAACAGACCUUAAAGGACAAUGUGGCUGCUUUCUCCAGAUGGCAACUCUGCCCACGUGUGCUUAGGGAUGUGUCACACAUGGAUUUAUCUGUAACUAUCUUGGGGCAAAGAAUUAGCAUGCCCAUUUGUGUUUCUGCUACUGCUAUGCAACGGAUGGCACAUCCAGAAGGAGAAGUGGCAACAGUAAAAGCCUGCAGAUCGCAGGGCACGGGCAUGAUGCUCAGCACCUGGGCCACCUCCAGCAUCGAGCAGGUGGCGGACGCUGCACCCAGCGCCGUCCGUUGGCUGCAGUUGUACAUCUACAAGGACCGGAUGCUCACCAAAUCACUUGUAAGGAGAGCCGAGAAGGCAGGCUACCAAGGAAUCUUUCUUACCGUGGACACGCCGUACCUGGGAAAGCGUUUAGCAGAUGUACGGAACAAGUUCAAACUGCCCCCUCACCUCAGGAUGGCAAACUUCAAGAGCCUUGAUUUGGCAUUUUCCAGAAAGGACUAUGGAGAGGACAGUGGGCUGGCUGUAUACACAGCUAAUGCGAUUGACCCCACUAUCAAAUGGCAGGAUAUCGACUGGCUGAGACAAUUGACCAAACUACCUAUUGUUCUCAAGGGCAUCUUGAGAGCCGAUGAUGCCAGAGAAGCGGUUAAGCAUGGAAUUGUUGGAAUACUUGUGUCAAAUCAUGGAGCAAGGCAAUUGGAUUGUGUACCAGCAACUAUUGACGCCCUUGCUGAGAUCACUGAAGCUGUGGAAGGGAAGGCUGAAGUCUUCUUGGACGGUGGCGUGCAGAAGGGCACUGAUGUGCUGAAAGCUCUUGCUUUGGGUGCCAAGGCUGUGUUUGUGGGAAGGCCAGUCCUGUGGGGGUUGGCUUAUCAGUGGAACUCUAUUUCAUCCCAAGUUCUUCCUCCUUCCCACCCAAGAUUUCUGGGGGAAGAAGGAGUUCACAAAGUCCUAGAGAUACUAAAAGAAGAAUUCAGGCUAGCCUUGGCUCUUGCAGGAUGUCGCAAUGUGAGUGAAGUUGACCAUUCUCUUGUGAAGAGGAGUCCCUGGGCAACAUCACGGAUCUGAAGCAGCCAUUGCUGGAAUGACAAGAAGGAGUCAGCAAAAAAUUGCUGCAGACUGUUGGAACCAUCAUUGGGAAUUCUCCAAGGGAAGAAUGGAGUCUGGAUGGAAAAUUAUCUUUAGGUGAAACCACUGUAAUCAUGAAAGCAAUGCUUCUUAGUCCUUGUGAUAUCUUGAUUUACUGCACUACUUACAACUAGGAAAUUUGCAAUAUGAAAUAUUUUCCUCACUUUUCUCUAGCCUAUAAUGUAGGAUAAAAUCAGGUGCCAGAUGGCCGGAUAUGAUAUUAAAUAAAAAACAAAAUUGCUGGAAACAGUCAUCAGGUCAGGCAGCAUCUGUGAAACAGAGUGACCAUUGCAGGUCAAACACCAGAUAUUAAAACCAUCCUGAUCACGAUGAAAAUUACUAUGUUUGUGAAUUAGUUUAAUUUAUUCAUUUGCAGGAUUUGGGCUUUGCUGAUUAGGUCAACGAUUAUUUCACAUUGCUAACUGUCCUUGAGGUGUUACUGUUCAGCCAUCUUCCUGAACUGCUACACUCCAUAAUCUUUCAGCAUUUGAUGUAUAUUAUUUAUCUCUGGUUCUCUAGGUUGCAAUGCCAAUAUUUUUGCCUGGUGAUGAGGCAGAAACAGCAAUAUUUGUUCAAGUCAGUACUGUGUGUUACUUGUUGGAAAUGAUGAAGCUGGUCACUGUCAGGUAUCAGGAAAAUGGUGACGGUUAGGUCUCAGGAAGGUGGUGAUGGUUGGGUCUCAGGAUGUCUCAGAAUACCAGCUUGGAAUGAGUUGGAGUGAAUCAAAAAUAAGUGUCACAAGUGAUUAAGUAUCAUCUCAAAUUGCCAAAGAGGGAAAGUAGAGAAAUUUGGAUAUUUCUCUUUACAUGGGAGGAAUUGUCUUCUGUAGCUCCUGAAUGGAUAAAUGCUGGGUUAGUGCUGUUGCCAUUUUACAUUAGAACAGAAGAAACAGAAGCAGAGCAGGGAAUUCUAUCCCUGGAGCCUGCUCUGCAAUUCAACAAGAUUAUGGCUGAUCUUCCACUGUGUGUGUGUGUGUGUGUGUGUGUGUGUGUGUGUGUGUGUGUGUGUGUGUGUGUGUGUGUGUGUGUGUGUGUGUGUGUGUGUGUGUGUGAGAGAUGAGAGAGAGAGAGAGAGAGAGAGAGAGAGAGAGAGAGAGAGAGAUAAUAUAAAAGACAGAUAACUGAGAGCCAGAGUUGGUAUGAAUGGUUUUAGGGAAAGUGGCGGAGGAGGACGAGAAGAUGAAAGAUUCAGCAAAGCUGUGAAGAUUUGAAUGGUUGGGGAACCUAGAAUGUGAAAACAGGCAGGGAGGACACCUCGUCCUGUUCGAUGUCUGUAAUUGCUGCCUGACCAGCAGAAUGCUUUCAGCAUUUAGUGUAUGUAUUUUAUUUCUGCAUUUCUUAAGAUUUUUUCUAAGAAUAUUGAUAAUAGAAUAGUCCAUUCAUCAUUUUACUUCUUGGGGUCUGAUUCUUCAAGCACUAGUAGCCUUCGUGGAUCUUAUCCAGGUAUUUUAUCUUCAUGUAUGAACACACUGAGUGAAUGGGAGAUAAGGACUAUUCUCUGUUCUCAGUUGAUAUCCACAUUCAUUUUACAGCAAACCUUCCAUAAAAUAAGGUCAUUUCUCAGAGUUAGUACUUACUCAACAUUGGGUUUGAACGAGGGACCGGGGGAGGUCAUUUACAACUGAGGUGUGUGGAAUUUCUUCUUGCAGAGGGUGGUGACUCCUGGAAUUGUCUAUCCAGAGGGUUGUGGAGACUAGAUUACAAGAGCUAUUCAAAGAGGAGGGAGAUAAAUUGUUGAAAGAUGAUGGAAUUGAGGGCUAUGGGGAACUGGCACAGAAGAGUUGAGACCUGGGGCAGAUCAGUCAUAAUGAGACUGAAAGGUGGAGAAGGCUUGAGAGGUCAGGUGGUUUAAUCCUGCUCCUUUUUUUUGUCCUUGUAGGCUAAAUAAUAACAUGAUUUCACUUUUGGUGGGUCAGUAAGGUUCAUGUUAAUUGACAUUAACUCAGCUUCUGUUAAUUGUAUUACUCUGUUCUGGUGAUCCCACAAUUAACGGAUUGCACAUUUCCUGAUGCCCCUGUUCUAUCUCAAGAUGACCUCUCUUAUGGCCUCGGUAAAUCUACUUCCUAUCAGCAAUAUUGAGCUGGAUAAGCACCCCAUUGCUCAGAACACCUGCUAGCCGAAGCAGGAAUGCAGGGGACUGGGGAAGAGGGCCAUAAACAGGAACUUUAAUUACUUUUAAUUGUGGCAACAGUAAAGUAAAAAAAAAAGUGAAUGAAUAAAACUGCACUCUUCAGGCAACGGAAUUUGUCUUUGGAAAGAAAGAAAAGCAGUCCACAUUCAAAUUGAACCUCUACAAUGUUCUGUAGCUUUCAAGGAAUUCUUCAUAUUUGUUGAAUUAAUAGGGUUUGCUUAAAAACAAUUAUUUUCAAGUGAUUAUUUGGUACCUGCCAGAUUUUUGAAUUACGUUUUUAAUAAUGUUAGGCCAGCUGGUGUCUAAUAAAGAAUGAAUGUAAAGCUGUGAGGGACAAGAAAUGAGUGCUGUGAUUCACUGUUUGGUUAG